Spizellomyces punctatus DAOM BR117 is the source of this 1171-nucleotide messenger RNA. RefSeq lists its product as uncharacterized. NCBI's taxonomy places the organism in Eukaryota, Fungi, Chytridiomycota, Chytridiomycetes, Spizellomycetales, Spizellomycetaceae. The transcript has 2 exons. Gene Ontology annotation, cellular component: cytosol. The coding region runs from base 92 to 1087 and encodes 331 amino acids. The record is from RefSeq and is a predicted model, not a curated record. Gene Ontology annotation, molecular function: aldose reductase (NADPH) activity.
GAGCGCAAUUGCGAGCAGAAUAUAAAAGAGAGCAGACCUUGAUACUUACCCCUUGUCUUUAUCGUCUUUUGCAUCGGCUUGCUUCACCAGAAUGUCUCAACCAACUACAAAGCUUUACACUGGAGCAGAAAUCCCGUUGAUUGCCUUUGGCACGUACGGAGGUGGUGACGACGCUGCCACAUUGGCAGGGGCCACGCGGGCCGCUCUUGACGCUGGCUACCGGCAUUUCGAUCUUGCAGAAGUUUACGGAAACCAGGCCGAGCUCGGCCAAGUAUUUUCCAAAGCCAUAGUCGAUGGUGUUGUGAAGCGAUCCGACUUAUUCAUUACAUCAAAGGUGUGGAAUACCAAGCACGACCCCAAGCAUGUGGAGGAGAGCUGCAAGAAAACCUUGAAGGACUUGCAAUUGGAUUAUCUGGAUCUGCUGCUAGUCCAUUGGCCAUUGUCAUGGAAGUAUACUGGAGAGGAUUUAAGGGUGGAAGGAAGUAGCUUCCCUCGGGAUCAGGAUGGCAACGUAAUCACUGCGCCCGUGCCUUUGCACAAGACCUGGGCUGCAUUUGAGAAUCUCGUUGAUGCAGGGCUUGUGAAGCAUAUUGGAGUAUCCAACUUCCCCAGCGUGCUCAUUCUGGAUCUUCUCACUUACGCUCGCAUCCGACCAGCCGUCAACCAAGUUGAGCGACAUCCUUACUUGGCGCAGAACUCACUGUUGCAGUUUGUGAAAGACAACGGCAUUCAUCUUUCAGCCUACACUCCCCUGGGACGUCCCGGGAAAAUCGACAAUGUUCACAAAGAAAUCAUUAAAGAACCAGUUGUCGAAGCUAUUGCAAAAGAGCUAAAGGAACAGUCGGGAUUGGACGUUAAUACUGGCCAUGUUCUGCUGCGCUGGCACAUUGAACGUGACGUCAGUGUCCUACCGAAAUCUAGUAACCCGCACAGAAUCAAGUCGAACCUCCACAUCACGUCCCAGAUCCGGUUGACUGAGGAGCAACUGAAGAGGAUUGAUAACUUGGAUUCUGGGCUGAGAUACAAUGACUUGGAUUUAAAGACGGGAACUGUGCGGCCAGGUGGAAGGACAAUUUAUGAGAUUUAGUGUCGAGGGUAGGAAUAAUCAGUAGAUCUACGAUGUAUUAUCCUUGUUACGAACAUUGAAAAUAACAUUCAUGUCAAAACUGCA